Messenger RNA from Pistacia vera, 1504 nucleotides. Its product is annotated as GDP-fucose transporter 1. Bases 366 to 1418 code for a protein of 350 amino acids. Gene Ontology annotation, molecular function: antiporter activity; GDP-fucose transmembrane transporter activity. Gene Ontology annotation, cellular component: Golgi apparatus. The record is from RefSeq and is a predicted model, not a curated record. The transcript has a single exon. Lineage: Eukaryota; Viridiplantae; Streptophyta; Magnoliopsida; Sapindales; Anacardiaceae.
GUCGUUUCGUCCGUUCACUAGACCAACUGCUUUGCUCCGUCUUCACGACAUUUUGAUCCAUUUGUUGUCUCGGUCUAUGAAACUGCAAAUCAACGUUAGAAAACGAAACACAAAACCCGCGUGAGAGCUCAUUCUCUCCCUUUCGAUCCACUAAAGGGUUCUUCGGUCUCACUCUCCACAGCAAGGUUCUGUCUUCCAUUUCCCUCAUUAAUCUCCUUUAUUUUUUCUGUUCUUUAUUUUGCCCCAUACAUUGUAGAUCGAAGCAUUAUCCUAUAAUUAACAGCUGAAUUUUGAACCAAAUGACUAGUUGAAGAUUUUCUUAUAUUGGUAUAGUGUAUUUGUCAAAUUCAUCUAAAAGAGAAAACAUGUCUGCGAUUCGAUUUGAUGCAAGUAAGCAAUACUACACGACGAGCAGUCUUGUAGUUGGUUACGCUCUCUGUUCUAGCUUGCUUGCUGUGAUAAACAAGUACGCCAUUACCAAAUUUAACUACCCGGGUCUUUUGACCGCCUUGCAGUACUUGACCUCUGCCCUGGGCGUUUGGGUUUUGGGCAAAUUUGGCUUUUUACAUCACGAUCCCUUCACUUUUGAUAUUGCCAAGAAGUUUUUACCGGCUGCAAGUGUCUUUUAUCUUGCCAUUUUUACAAACACUAAUCUUUUGCGUCAUGCCAAUGUGGAUACGUUUAUAGUGUUUAGAUCAUUGACACCACUUUUGGUUGCUAUUGCUGAUACCGCUUUUAGAAGGCAACCUUGCCCAUCAAAGCUUACGUUUUGUUCACUGUUGGUUAUUUUGAGUGGUGCUGUUGGGUAUGUGGCCACGGAUUCGGCUUUCACUUUGACUGCCUAUUCGUGGGCAUUUGCUUAUUUGGUGACAAUUACUACAGAGAUGGUCUAUAUUAAACAUAUGGUCACCAAUCUUGGAUUGAAUACUUGGGGUUUUGUGUUGUACAACAAUUUACUCUCGUUGAUGAUAUCGCCAGUGUUUUGGUUUUUAACUGGGGAGCAUGUUGAUGUGUUUGCUGCUCUGAGUGCACGUGCUGGGGGUUGGUUUGAUAAUGAAGUAUUUUUCGCAGUUGCUCUGUCAUGUGUGUUCGGUUUGCUUAUUAGUUUUUUUGGAUUUGCGGCAAGGAAGGCAAUAUCUGCAACAGCAUUUACGGUGACUGGUGUGGUUAAUAAAUUCCUUACAGUUGUGAUCAAUGUGCUGAUUUGGGAUAAACAUGCCAGUCCUUUUGGUUUGGUUUGCCUUCUCUUAACAAUUGCUGGAGGUGUUCUUUACCAGCAGUCAGUUACUGGACCUGUCAGUGCUCCAUCACAACGUGAUCAAACUGUAUCAAAGCCGAUCAACGAUGAAAAUAUUAAUGAUGAUUUUGUUGAAAAUGAUCAAGGGAAGAGCAUACCUGGUAAACAUACUUCUGUAUGAAUACUCCUGGUCCCUUUUAGUUAAUUCUUUAGCCAUUGGGAUGUAAGAAAUUUUAUCUCUAGUAUUCAAUUUUAUAAUCUUAAGUA